Messenger RNA from Penicillium robsamsonii, 3786 nucleotides. It is a transcript of the gene thtA, whose product is annotated as protein thtA. Gene Ontology annotation, molecular function: U2 snRNA binding; protein binding. Lineage: Eukaryota; Fungi; Ascomycota; Eurotiomycetes; Eurotiales; Aspergillaceae. The coding region runs from base 1 to 3786 and encodes 1261 amino acids. The record is from RefSeq and is a predicted model, not a curated record. Gene Ontology annotation, biological process: mRNA splicing, via spliceosome. Gene Ontology annotation, cellular component: nucleus; U2 snRNP. The transcript is spliced from 5 exons.
AUGCCUGAUAACCAGCACAAGACGCGCUCGACGCAUCUGGCUGGACUGCUUACCCAGCCAUUGAUCCCCAGUCCUGUCAUCAACUGGAUCCUUCCAGCACGUCUUCGAGAUAAACACCACAACGAUGUUGUUUUCAUCGGAGAACGACGAAUUCAAAUCAAGGAAGCCCUGCCCAGUGGUCAUCUUCAAGAUGUUGUCGAAAAAUCGGAUCUUGAAGGCUCGCUUAUUGGGGCGAAAGUCAUCAAUGUAAGCACCCAAUUGCCUUGGGAAACUCAGGCUCCAUCAAGUUCGAUGGUCCACCCUUACGACCAAAACAAUUUACCUCCUCAAAUUCUUUUUCUUGCUAUGGACUCAAAUGAGCUCCUUUUCAUGUACUGCUCAGAAAUGGGAGAUGGCCCAUUUGUUUCCUACAAUCGAGCUCUGCCCCGUGAUAUCAACAUAGCCGACAAGUAUGGCAGACAUAUUGCUGUUGAUCCCAAAUCGCGUGCGGUCGCAGUCAGCGCGUCGCGUAAUUUCUUCGGUGUCUUGUGGUUAAAAUCCCCCGGCGAACUCCAGAUGCAAAUGGCUCAGGGGAAGUUGAACCCAAUUUCAAGUGAGAGCUUCUUCCAACUGGAUGGCGACAUACUGUUCAUGGAAUUUCUGUACCCGAAAGACAACAAUGAUAAACGAGUCAUUCUACUUCUUAUUGUCCAUAAGCGUGGCACAACACGGUCUAUGGUAUUUGAAUGGGAUGGAGUCAAUGUAUCCAACCGCAUGACUCCAAAACGCACCUCAACUAGUCUGCCUCAGCAAGACCAGUUGCCGAGCAUGGUCAUCCCUUUGGCCAAAGAAUCGUCCUACCUCCUAGUCACGACAAAUUCCAUGGCAAUGUACACACCCAAUUCCUCGUCUCGUCCGAUGCGAUACCCGCCGAUCAUUCCCGAUGCCGAAUCAUCCGAAGCUGGACUGUGGACUCGCUGGGCCAGACCUUCGCGGAACUGGAUUUACAGUCAGAGGUACGAUGGAAUCUUCCUCUGUCAAGAAAAAGGCUGGAUCUAUUAUCUCGAGUUUGGCAACGAUGGUGAACUCGAAACACAAACUUCUCUGGGUCAACUCCACUGCGAUGUUGAUACGGCAUUUGAUAUUCUUGAUAUGGGCCAUGAAGGUGGUGACUUUAUUCUGGCUGCUGGAAGCCAGGGUGAUGGUGGGUUAUUUGUCCAGGAAGCACGGGAUCACCCCAGGUGUGUUCAGCGAUUCCUCAACUGGGCACCAGUUCCCGAUGCAGUUGUUAUUCCAUCAGUCUCCCCAGGCAGCCCCUUCAAACGUAAUCUGUCUCGUGAUCGCGAUCGACUCUUUGUCUGCUCAACAUCUGCUUCAGGCAAUGGGGCUAUUACCGAGCUUCGACAUGGCGUUGAGGCUCAGAUUGGAGUUGCGGCUACACUGGGUGGAUUUUCCAGCAUACGUGGUAUGUGGGCUGUGUCACUCGGUACUAAGGAUUCAAUAUACCUGGUGGCCUCUGAUCCGCUCUCCUCAUUGCUUCUUCAUACAACUCCAGAUAUGAGAGAUGGCAUUACUGCUCUUGAGGACGAUACAGGCUUGGAUGUCCAACAGACCUUGGCAAUGGACUGUACACCUUCAGGUGCUAUUGUUCGGGUCACAGAAAGAGCUGUGCACUUUUUCGUCCCUGCUGAUUUCUCUCUCAACACCUCGAUUCAACAUGAUCCCCUUGUAUUUGUCACAGCAGCUCUUGUGGAUGGCCCAAGUUCCACUGUUAUCAUGACUACAAGAACUAAAGAGGGGAAUUUUCUCCAUUUUCUUCGGAUAAUCACGACUGAAGGACGUGUCACUCUAUCUAAUCAUGAGGCUCCAUACCCGCUCCAAAAAGAGCCCAUUUGUAUCUCCCACCAGAAUUGGGGAAAAAUUGGAUUCAUUUUCCUGGGCACCGGUGAUGGCACAGUGCUAUCAUUCGAGGUUGACAACGAGACUGGUGGAGUCAGACAACAUGCCGACACUCUUAUUUCAACCAACACUGAAGACGACAUAUCCAAAACGAUUGAAAGCCUCGCUGUUAUCAGGGCUCCCUCAGGCGGUGGAAUGCACCCGUUCCUUUUCUGUGGACUGCGAAGUGGCAUACUUGUUCCGUUCGAGAUAGAUACAGAUGCUGUCAAUUUCCGCGGUGACCCUGUCUUCGGUUUCAGAUGUUUGAAGCAAAGAGUGCCACGCCGUUAUGGGAAAACAUCACUCAAUCUCAAAGCCCACAAUACAUUUGCGUUGUUCACAUGCGGAGAUGAUUUCUGGCGUGUGUCAUAUGCCCCGGGUGGCAAUGACUGUGACUAUUUCCUGUCUCGUGUUUGGGUCACAGAUCAAAACUGCCCCGCAUAUUCUCCCACCAGAUUCAAUAGCUUUGAUCUUGUCGACGUAAGAGAUCAAGUGUCUGGGAUUGCAGCUACAUACAUGUUUUGUUUUGCAGAUGGUCAGCUCCUGGUAUGCUCUCUGAAUCAAGAAGCAAAGGCCGUUCCUCGACGCAUCGACAUUCCCGGAAACCCCAGCAAGCUCACCUAUUCCAGACAUCUCCAGAGUCUCAUUGUUUCAUAUUCUGUCGUUCAGAACGGAAACCAAGCAAGGCCUCUCGAUAUUUCUCGCACGGCAUGUAUCGAGUUUGUGGACCCAGACACACAGUUACCAGUAGCCCCUAACGAUGUGGACAUGGUUGCUCAAGGCCUUCUCCCUUGGAGGCCACAUGGAGUUUCUGGUGAGAAAAUCACAUGUAUUCUGGACUGGAUGCCACACAAGGAUGGUAACGAAUACCAUCUUAUCGCAGUUGGAACUUCGGUCAACCUGCCUCAUCAACCCAAUAACCGCCAAGGUCGAUUGAUGCUCAUACAAGCAUCUCGGGAUGGCAACUCUCCUGGGCAGAUCACCUGCAUUGACAAGCACACGCAAUGGUUUAAGGACCCAAUCUAUGCGAUGGCAGCUUACGACGAUAGCGUGAUUGUUGCCUCUGGGAAAAGAUUUUUCACGGUUACCUCACGAAACUCUAGAACAAAAUGGAAUCGAAAUAUCACCGCGCUUCUCCCGUCCCCAGCUGUCGCGAUGACGGUGGUAGGAACCAUGAUCUACAUCACCAGCUCGAGACAUUCCGUUUUGACCUACGCUAUUGUAAACGGGGAUAUCCUACCAAGUGGUUUCGAUUCAGUCGCACGCGAUGGCUUGUCACACGCUUUGAUGCCCGGGUUUGGAAUUGAACCGGAUCGCAUUUUAGUGAGUAGCCGAGGUGGAGCUGCCCGCGUUUUCACAAUCAAGACGCACAACCCACCAGUUGACCUUGUGCCUUGUCCGGUGGCCGAUCUUCCUGUCUCAUUGAUCAAGGUCACUAAAGGCUGCAAAUCUCCAGCUUCGCUGAUGGCCCACAGCACCUAUUAUGGCUUUGGCAUCAAUGGAUCUGUUUAUCGGCUCUUGGCCCUUCAUGCGAAGGAAUGCCGCCUUCUUCAACUUCUGCUCAACUUCUGCCUUAGGGAUGAGGUCAUUUGUCCCUCCCUGUCCCGCAGACAUCGCUACCUUGAUGCAAUCUCCCAGGUUGAAAACAGCAUGCAUAUCGAUGGUACCAUUCUGGCUCGCCUUGUGAGUCGCGACUCGACAUACCUGGAUAAGGUUCUUUUGGCAUGCGACAGGAAUCAGUUCAAGGACCUGACUCCUGAAACAGUGAAAAUAUUCAUUCGUGCAAUUGAGGACACGCUUAAAGUUGAAGUCAAUCAUACCCAGGCUCUCUUCACCUGGCUUCGGAGGGUGCUACAUAUUGAAAUUUAA